CGCCUCUCAACGCAUUACGGUUCCUCUUGAAGUUUUGACGAUUCUCACAUCCGUAUCUCACCAACUACUCCCCACGCCUCACUCUUCUCACGUCACAGAGAUCACAGUUUCUAUAUUCUCGGCCCUUGCGCUGCUCACAAACCCGGCUGUUGCGCCAGAGUUUUAUUUCCGAAGGCUUUGACGCCACAAGAGCACUUUCCCGUCUAUGCGAAGCACUGAAAUGGGAAAGGAUUACUAUUCUAUCCUCGGCGUUGACCGUAACGCUACAACAGAGGAGCUCAAAAAGGCGUAUCGCAAAAAUGCUAUGAAAUGGCAUCCAGAUAAAAACCCUGAGAACAAGGCUCAGGCAGAGAAGAAAUUCCAAGAACUCUCUGAGGCCUACCAGGUUUUGUCUGAUCCCAAAAAGAAAGAGGUAUACGACCGAUACGGUGAGGAUGGCCUUAAGUCUGGUAUGGAAGAAAUGCCUCAAGGGCGAGGUGGGGCGUCAUUUCAUUUUUCUGGUCCAGGAGGAUCAGGAGGUUUCCAAGCACCCGAAGAUUUGUUCCGGGAGCUCUUUGGCAAUAGCGGAUUUGGUGGUAUGGGUGGUAUGGGUGGUAUGGGUGGUAUGGGUGGCAUGGGAGGCAUGGGCGGUGGUACUAGUUUUUCUUCUUUCGGCCAGGGCGUCCGUCAAAUGCGGAAACAGCCGGACACCGAGGUCAACCUCAAUUUAUCGUUGGAGGAGCUUUACACUGGUGUAACGAAGAAGCUCAAGAUCACUCGCAAUGUCGCACGAGCGGAUGGUGGACUAGAUCGAGCGGCCAAGGUUCACGAAGUCAUCAUCAAACCGGGAUACAAGGCCGGCACAAAGAUUCGAUAUAAUGGUGCGGGGAGCGAAGCGCCGGGGUAUGCACCAGGUGACGUUGUUUUCAUAAUCCAAGAGAAGCCUCACACACGAUAUAAGAGGGUUGGGAACAAUCUAGAAAUUUUGCACCGCAUCACGUUGGCAGAUGCUUUGGCGGGAAGUCAUAUUACCAUCCCCGGUAUAGAGGGUCGAUCUUACCGCUUAGACUGCUCAGAAGUUCUUACCCCGAAAACGGUCAAGACUAUUUCAAACGCAGGAAUGCCGAUCUCCAAGCGGCCCGGUGAACGUGGCGACCUCGUCAUUAGGUUUGACAUUGUCUUCCCCUCCUAUCUUCAUCAAGAAAAGCGUGAGCGUCUUCGCGAGCUGUUGUCGUAAGCGUCUGAGCGAAGACGUCGGAUCACUCUAGCUGUGAAUAUGACCGUAUAAAUAACUUUUAGC
This is a messenger RNA of Chondrus crispus (carragheen), 1279 nucleotides long. RefSeq lists its product as hypothetical. Gene Ontology annotation, cellular component: cytosol. The coding region runs from base 221 to 1216 and encodes 331 amino acids. Lineage: Eukaryota; Rhodophyta; Florideophyceae; Gigartinales; Gigartinaceae. The record is from RefSeq and is a predicted model, not a curated record. The transcript has 4 exons. Gene Ontology annotation, molecular function: protein-folding chaperone binding.